Messenger RNA from Drosophila novamexicana, 1019 nucleotides. It is a transcript of the gene Nup35, whose product is annotated as nucleoporin Nup35. Gene Ontology annotation, biological process: NLS-bearing protein import into nucleus; regulation of DNA-templated transcription; nuclear pore organization. The coding region runs from base 1 to 996 and encodes 331 amino acids. Gene Ontology annotation, cellular component: nuclear pore nuclear basket; nuclear pore central transport channel; nuclear membrane. The record is from RefSeq and is a predicted model, not a curated record. Gene Ontology annotation, molecular function: structural constituent of nuclear pore; single-stranded DNA binding; phospholipid binding. The transcript is spliced from 2 exons. NCBI's taxonomy places the organism in Eukaryota, Metazoa, Arthropoda, Insecta, Diptera, Drosophilidae.
AUGGAGCCCAUGACACUUGGCAGUCCCGUCAGCAGUCCUGGCAGCAAUCAAAGCCAAUACUUGCCGCCUUUUCUCAUGGGCGACUCUCAGGCCAUGACGCCCCAUAACAACACGCUGUCACCCAAGCUGGGACGCUAUAAUGUGAGCUUCGCUUCGUCUCCAAGCAGCAACACGCCCCAGGAAACGGCGUACAACAACAAUCAACAACAACUGAAUCGCUCAGCUAUGGGCACACGCACGCUAUUUGCCGGCGCCAGCGGAAGCGCCAGUGGUGGUACAGCGAAUACCAGUCAUCAGGCUGGUCCUCCCACUCAGGGACUGUUUGAUUCACUGCGCGGCGAACAGGUGUGCGGCACGCCGCAGCGCACACAUUUGGCCAUGUUGCAGACGUCGCAUCUGAACAGCUCGAACUAUAGCCUGAAUCAGAGCUGCCAUCCGCCAACGACGCAGCUGAAUGAUUCGUAUGUACCCAAUGCGCCCAAUGCCGUCAACGCUUCCAUGCGUGCGCUCUGUUCUCCACUCGGGGCCAACAUGUCACCUAUGACAAUGCCACACACACCGCAAGCACGCGGCGGUGAUUUUUGGGUAACAAUCUUUGGCUUCUCACCUGGUGCUAGCUCCAUGAUACUCCAGCACUUUACCAUGUGCGGCACAAUAGUGGAUGUGGUGCAUGCGCCGCAGAACGGCAACUGGAUGCACGUGCGGUUCGCUUCGCGCAUUGAGAGCGACAAGGCAUUGAACUACAACCUGAAGGUCAUUGCCAGCAAUGUUAUGGUGGGCGUCACUCGCUGCACCGACGAGAGCAUUAUAGACAAGGAGAACUCCAAGUUGGCUGGACCAGAUGCUCCUGUGCCUUUUAGACCGAAGGUACGACCACUGACACAGCAGUCCUACAAUAAUGCCCAGCAUGAGACGCAUGUCUCACCCAACCGCAAUGUGCCACAGAAGAGCACCGGACUGAUGAACAAGGCAAUGGAUCUCAUCUUCGGCUGGUGAUCGUUGAAUAGAUUAAUCAAUAA